Molecule: messenger RNA, 1159 nt
Organism: Nicotiana attenuata
Lineage: Eukaryota; Viridiplantae; Streptophyta; Magnoliopsida; Solanales; Solanaceae
Product: protein-L-isoaspartate O-methyltransferase 1-like
Exons: 4
Coding region: 48-941 (297 amino acids)
Biological process (GO): protein modification process
Cellular component (GO): cytoplasm
Molecular function (GO): protein-L-isoaspartate (D-aspartate) O-methyltransferase activity
Source: RefSeq, a predicted model, not a curated record
GAAACAGGACUAAAUUAAAGGAUCGAGAAGUAGCUAGAGUUGAAAUAAUGCCGUCUUCAAUAUCCUUGCUGCAUUCUGUGUCAUCUAUAGCGUAUGGUUUCCGCUACCGUGCGCCUUUAAAGCACACUUGUUUAUUCUACACUCACCAACUCCAUACUCUUCAGCCUCCCAACUUUCCCCUCUUCUCUUCCUCCUUUUGCCGUGUUCCUAACCCCAAUUUCUUCACGGGGAAUUCUCUCUUCUCCCGAAUGGAGCAUUUUCUGAGUGGAAGUGGCAUUAACAAAAACAAGGGAAUGAUUGAGCAGUUGCAAAGAUAUGGAGUAAUAAAAUCAAAGAAAGUAACAGAAAUAAUGGAAACUGUUGAUAGGGGUUUGUUUGUACCUGAGGGUACUCCCGCUUACAUUGAUAGCCCCAUGAGUAUAGGUUACAAUGCCACUAUCUCAGCUCCUCAUAUGCAUGCUAUGUGUCUUGAAUUAUUGGAGGACAGGUUGCAGCCUGGCAUGCAUGCUCUGGAUGUCGGUUCAGGAACUGGGUAUCUCACAGCAUGUUUUGCUCUGAUGGUUGGACCACAAGGUCGAGCUGUUGGUGUGGAGCAUAUACCAGAGUUGGUUGCAUGGUCCACCAAGAAUGUUGAAAGAAGUGCAGCAGCUCCUUUGUUAAAAGAAGGGUCUCUCUCAUUGCAUGUUGGUGACGGGAGGAAGGGUUGGCCAGAGCAUGCACCAUAUGAUGCUAUUCACGUUGGAGCAGCUGCAGCUGAUAUUCCCCAGGAUCUCAUCGACCAGUUAAAGCCUGGGGGAAGGAUGGUGAUUCCAGUGGGUACCUUUUUCCAAGAUCUCAAGGUUAUAGACAAGAAUUUGGAUGGUUCAAUAAGUGUUCGAAGUGAGACUUCCGUCCGUUAUGUUCCACUGACUAGUCGGGAAGCACAGUUAAAGGGCACAUAACACUGUCAUGUUGGGUGGUGAUAGUCUUGGUUACCCAUUUAUAACUAGCUUCUGUUUCCUUUGCAGUUUUCUUUGAUGCUUUGUACAGUUUCACCUCUUAGCAUGUAAAGAAUGAAUAAUUCAGAUGAUUCUGUACUUAAUCUCCAUGCUAAUUCUCUCCUGUAGUUCCUCGAUGAUAACAAAGCUUUCAAUGCAAUUUUCUUGUUUCUGCGCCAAAA